GAUGAAAAUAAAAAGGAGUCCCUCAGACCUGCAUGGCCUCUUCAAGCCCCGUCAGAGACUCUCUCCCUCCACGACUGAGACGCCGAAGCUCCAGAUCAUAGAGAGGCUGACAUACCUUCACCUGGCUUGAGAGGCCGAGGAGCACAGUGAAUGGUGCAGAGGGGACCCUCUGCUUCCCAACGCCCGUCACACCUUCGCCGUCCCUGUCACACCUGCAGCCAGUGGGAGCCAGAUGUCCAUGGAAGUCUUGAAGGUACAGUCCCACCUGGAAAGUCCGACCAAGUACCACAUCCAGCCGUCUCAGAGAGGGCAAGUGAGACAGUAUCUUUCUUCCAGUCUAAGUGGGAAAGCUGGAAGCCAGUGUCCCAGCCUGCCCCCCGAGCACAGCAUGCCACCCGGGCCUGCUGGCAGCGCACCCAACAGUCCCAUGGCCCUUCUAACACUCGGUGCCAACUGUGAAAAAGAAAUGGAUGAUGUCAUUGAUGAUAUUAUAAGCUUAGAGUCAAGUUACAAUGAGGAUGUGCUUGGACUGAUGGACCCAGCUUUUCAAAUCAACAAUCCGCUCCCUGUGUCUGGUAAUAUACUUGAUGUGUACAACAACCAGGGCCUUCCUCUCCCUGGCAUCCCCAUGGGCAACUCAUGUGCACCGAACAUCAAAAGGGAAUUCACAGCUCCUGGCAUGAAGCAAGUACUGGACAAGCCGGGAUCCUGUGGCCAGUUUGAAAGCUAUCAAAGGCCAGACGGCUUUCCAGUAGAGGCUGAAGUACGAGCCCUUGCUAAAGAAAGACAAAAGAAGGACAAUCACAACCUGAUUGAGCGAAGACGGAGGUUCAACAUCAACGACCGCAUAAAGGAGCUGGGAACCUUGAUACCGAAGUCAAAUGAUCCAGACAUGCGCUGGAAUAAGGGCACCAUUCUGAAAGCCUCUGUGGACUACAUCAGGAAGCUACAGCGGGAGCAGGAGAGAGCCAAGGAGCUCGAAUGCAGACAGAGGAAACUGGAGCAUGCUAACCGCCAUCUGAUGCUUCGUAUACAGGAGUUGGAAAUCCAAGCCCGGGCUCAUGGCCUCACAGUGGUAUCAUCCCCCUCAGUCUGCACCUCAGAGCUUAUGGCACGAGCCAUCAAACAGGAGCCCAUUCUUGGGGACUGUCCAUCUGACGUCUACCAGCAUAACUGCACGCCUGAAAUGUCUCCACCAACUACGCUGGACCUCAACAAUGGCACCAUUACCUUUGACCACAUCCCUGCAGAUGCUGGGGACUCCUACGGAAACUCUAGGACCUGCAAAAUGAAAGAGCUGGUUAGGGACAACAGCCUGGGGCCAGUUUCCCCAAGUGACCCCCUCCUGUCCUCCAUGUCCCCAGACGUUUCUCACAAUGUCAGCAGCCGCCACAGUUCUAGCUCUAGUAUGGACGAGAAAGAUCAUGGAUGUUAGCCCUAUGUCAUAAGUGUUUUUUUAUGCAUAAAGGAACUCUCUGAUAAAUUUCAUGUUAAAAGAGUUUUUACAUAAAGUCUUUUUAUUUUCAUUCAUUGAUGUAAUUAUAUUACUGUGAGCCAAGACUCUUAAGACGCUCUCUCUGGUGUUUUUACUUUCUCAUUUAAUUUUUAUAAACUGUUUAGAAAAUACUUGACAAACGUGUAACAGGAAAUCGGCAUAAUUUUGAAGUUUUCCUUGUUAUUUAAUAUUUGCAUUUAUGAGCUGUUUUACUGUUGAUUUUAAGACAGCUACCAUGCUUUAUACAUAAAAGUGCAUAAUAUAAGAGUCAUGUUGUUGAAAUAGCAGGAUAAGGCUUGUAUGUGUGUUUGUACAUGUGGAAUGUGUAAACUCCUUAUUUGCCUGAUCUUCUGCAAAUUAUCAGACAAUCCGAUCAAACAAAGAGCCUAGUAAAAGGUUUUUAUGUGACAUUUA
Molecule: messenger RNA, 1909 nt
Organism: Cyprinodon tularosa
Lineage: Eukaryota; Metazoa; Chordata; Actinopteri; Cyprinodontiformes; Cyprinodontidae
Gene: mitfa
Product: melanocyte inducing transcription factor a
Exons: 10
Coding region: 233-1435 (400 amino acids)
Biological process (GO): regulation of transcription by RNA polymerase II; melanocyte differentiation
Cellular component (GO): nucleus
Molecular function (GO): protein dimerization activity; RNA polymerase II cis-regulatory region sequence-specific DNA binding; DNA-binding transcription factor activity, RNA polymerase II-specific
Source: RefSeq, a predicted model, not a curated record